AUGUCGGGAGGGAAGAUGACAUUGUAUAAACUUGUGGUGCUGGGGGAUGGAGGUGUUGGCAAGACAGCGCUCACCAUCCAGUUAUGUCUCAAUCACUUCGUUGAAACCUACGAUCCCACCAUCGAAGAUUCGUAUCGGAAACAAGUCGUGAUAGACCAGCAAGCGUGCAUGCUGGAAGUAUUGGAUACUGCAGGUCAAGAAGAAUACACGGCUCUGCGAGACCAAUGGAUUCGAGAUGGCGAGGGUUUUAUCCUAGUCUACAGUAUAACUUCUCGGAAUUCUUUCACUAGAAUCCAGAAAUUUUAUUCCCAGGUACAAAGGGUCAAGGAAUCCGGACAUCCAAACUCCCCCACAGGCGCCAGCUACCUUCCUACACAGAUGAGUGGCCAACCAACCUACACCGGUCCCGUUCCAGUCAUGUUGGUAGGGAACAAAAGUGACAAGCAUCACGAACGUGAAGUGUCAUCUCAAGAAGGGCAGGCGCUGGCUAAAGACCUCGGCUGCGAAUUCGUCGAGGCAUCAGCCAAGAACUGCAUCAAUGUCGAGAAAGCUUUUUAUGAUGUUGUUCGACAAUUGAGAAGACAGCGACAAGCACCUCUGAAACAAAUCAAUUCAAAUAAAGGACCUGCAUAUGGCCCUUCUCCGGGCGUGCGUGUCCCGUACGAUCCUGACCACCAACGAAUUUACCGUGAACACAAUAAGCGACGUGGUACCAAGUGCGUCAUUUUAUGA
Molecule: messenger RNA, 732 nt
Organism: Exophiala aquamarina CBS 119918
Lineage: Eukaryota; Fungi; Ascomycota; Eurotiomycetes; Chaetothyriales; Herpotrichiellaceae
Product: Ras family, other
Exons: 2
Coding region: 1-732 (243 amino acids)
Biological process (GO): signal transduction
Cellular component (GO): plasma membrane
Molecular function (GO): GTPase activity; GDP binding; GTP binding
Source: RefSeq, a predicted model, not a curated record